Molecule: messenger RNA, 2864 nt
Organism: Thermothielavioides terrestris NRRL 8126
Lineage: Eukaryota; Fungi; Ascomycota; Sordariomycetes; Sordariales; Chaetomiaceae
Exons: 4
Coding region: 82-2004 (640 amino acids)
Biological process (GO): protein phosphorylation
Molecular function (GO): protein serine/threonine kinase activity; ATP binding
Source: RefSeq, a predicted model, not a curated record
CCUCCUUUGCACCCUCGCGAUUGGGCUUGACUACGAAAGACGCCGACCGCCUCCCACCGCGGCCUGUGCAACUUGGACGAAAUGUCGUGGAAAAUCACCAAAAAGCUGAAGGAGACCCAUCUGGGUCCCCUCACGAGCACCUUCUCCCGCUCUCCCUCGACAUCCACCAUUACAGACAAGGACGAGAAGAGCCAGCCUUCCCUCGCCGGAACGGCGACUCCGACAAACGAAAACAAUAUCGCUGCUUCGGAAGCCCUCUCCCAGACACCGCCCAUCAAGGCCCCGAAACCGGGCAUCCUCGUCGUCACGCUCCAUGAAGGGCAGGGAUUCUCGCUCCCAGAGCAACAUCGCAAUGCCUUCAGUUCGUCCCACGGCGGCAGCUCCCUCUCGACGGGAAACGCCCUCAGCAUGGCCGGCUCGACCCGGCCCUCCUCUUCGUCCCGGACACCCGGCUUCGUUGGCGGCCGGCCGCAGACCGCUGGCGGUUUUAGCGGCAUCCCGACCAACCACGGCCGGAUUUCCACAAAGUACAUGCCCUACGCCCUCAUCGAUUUCGACAAGGUCCAGGUCUUUGUCAACUCGGUGGAGGGCACCCCCGAGAACCCGCUCUGGGCGGGCUCCAACACGCAGUACAAAUUCGACGUCUCCCGCGUGACCGAGCUGGUCGUACAUCUCUACAUCCGAAACCCGAAUUCGCCCCCGGGCUCCGGGCGGAGCCAGGACAUCUUCCUCGGCGUCGUUCGCAUCAACCCGAGAUUCGAGGAGAGGCAGCCGUACGUCGAGGACCCCAAGGCCAGCAAGAAGGACCGGGAGAAGGCGGCCGCAGAGCACGCCAACCGCGAGCGCGCGCUGGGCCACAGCGGCGUCGAAUGGGUCGACGUGCAAUACGGCACCGGCAAGCUGAAGAUUGGCGUCGAGUAUGUCGAGAACCGAGCCGGCAAGCUGAAAAUCGAGGAUUUCGAGCUGCUCAAGGUGGUCGGAAAGGGCAGUUUCGGUAAGGUCAUGCAAGUGCGCAAGAAGGACACGAAUCGAAUCUACGCGCUCAAGACCAUCCGCAAGGCGCACAUCAUCUCGCGGUCCGAAGUGGCCCAUACGCUCGCGGAGCGGUCAGUCCUGGCCCAGAUCAACAACCCCUUUAUCGUGCCGCUCAAGUUCACUUUCCAGAGCCCGGAAAAGCUCUACUUCGUUCUCGCCUUCGUCAACGGCGGUGAGCUCUUCCACCACCUCCAGAAGGAGCAGCGUUUCGACGUCAACCGUAGCCGGUUCUACACGGCCGAGCUGCUGUGCGCCCUGGAGUGCCUCCACGGGUUCAACGUUAUCUACCGCGAUCUCAAGCCCGAGAAUAUCCUUCUCGACUACCAGGGCCACAUUGCCCUCUGCGACUUUGGGCUCUGCAAGCUCGAUAUGAAGGAUGAAGACCGCACCAACACGUUUUGCGGAACGCCCGAGUAUCUCGCGCCCGAGCUGCUGAUGGGCAACGGUUACAACAAGACGGUCGACUGGUGGACGCUCGGCGUCUUGCUCUAUGAGAUGCUGACCGGCCUCCCGCCGUUCUACGACGAGAACACCAACGAGAUGUACCGCAAGAUCCUCAGCGAGCCGCUGCACUUCCCCGGCCACGACAUUGUGCCGCCGGCGGCCAAGGACCUGCUGACGAAGCUGCUGAACCGCGACCCUCAACAGCGCCUCGGAGCCAACGGGUCUGCCGAGAUCAAGGCGCACCCCUUCUUCCACGCCAUCGACUGGCGGAAGCUCUUACAGCGCAAGUACGAGCCGACGUUCAAGCCGAAUGUGGUCGACGCCCUGGACACGGACCAGUUCGAUCCCGAGUUCACCUCGGAGCCGGCCAAGGAUUCGUGGGUCGAGGGCCCGGUGCUCUCCGAGACGCUGCAAAACCAGUUCGCCGGUUUCAGCUACAACCGCCCGAUUGCCGGACUCGCAGACGCCGGCGGCAGCAUCAAGGACCCGUCUUUUGUGGGCAGCAUCCAAGGCAGCAUGAGAUAAGGGCGACGGUUGGCAGCGAGGGACACGGUUCGGGGGCUCUGGGUGGUGCCAUGGCGGAAGGCCCUGCGUCUUUGCGGGCUGCCGUGGGCCCAAGAAGAGCGGGGUUGGUUGCUUGGCGAAGACGCGGUGGGGAUGAUUUGGACGGGGUAGUCCAGGCGAGAGUCGCGAGACAUCGGGAACAGCCAGCGCGAAGCAGAGCCAAGACUCUUUUCCCAUUUUGCUUUCGUCUUUUUCUUUUCUUUAGCUGGGGCUCAGCGAUUGCAAGCCCAAGCGCUUUUGCAGCGGACAGCGCAUACACCACAUUUCCACAGCUUUUGGGAUUUGGGCAUGGUCAUUGGGGGUCUGAUCUUUGGUCCUUGUCUUUUUCUUGCGUUCUUUGUCGUUUCUCUCCGACUGUUUCCAUUGAAUUAUCUGGGAGGGGGGGAAUGAGGGAAGGAGGGCUGAAGAGAGUGUCGAACACACUCACACAGCGAAGUCAGCCAGCGGGCCGAGACAGACAAAAAAAAAGAAGAUUCGAUGCGAGACUCGGCAGCCACGCCCAUCGCAUCAUCGCAUACCCCAGCUCGUUCGUCCGAAGUCGGGUGAUUGAGGGGCUUUCCAGUGCCUUCCCUUAUCCACGAGCCACGAGCCCGGUGUGCCUUAGGGGGCAGCCUGCCUGGGAUGUACGUGCGAUGUUUAUGUUAUCGCCAGCCCGGCAGGAUUUAUCCCGUCCACAAACACCCCCGCGCUAGCGCUCUGAGGCUCUUAUUCAGCGCGCUGAGCGAAUUGGCUAAAUCGGCGGUGGAGCACAGUCGAACUGUCAGGCGAGGGGCUUGACACAUCGAGACCGACCGCGGAAGGUGGGGCAGUUCCGGAGAUGC